This is a messenger RNA of Aspergillus homomorphus CBS 101889, 330 nucleotides long. RefSeq lists its product as uncharacterized. The coding region runs from base 1 to 330 and encodes 109 amino acids. The transcript has a single exon. The record is from RefSeq and is a predicted model, not a curated record. Lineage: Eukaryota; Fungi; Ascomycota; Eurotiomycetes; Eurotiales; Aspergillaceae.
AUGUGCUCCCCCACCGGCUCCGGCUACUGCAACCUGGGUAUCGCUAGCUACAUGCCUUCGUCCGGGACCAAGAUCCGCGAGGUGUUUGUGUACGACCGGUACUGCCGGGGACUCGGAGCGCGACCUUUUGAUAGCGACACGGGCAAAUGGACCGUCUACUCGUUGCUUCCGUGGACGGUGGAGUUGACCGUCACCGGCGGGGGCAGGGUGCCGGAUGGCUCGUUCAUGUAUGCGGGCCGGAAGACAGACUUGGGCAAGAAGAUGUACUGCAGGGAAUGUUCGGGGGUUGGUGGGUGGGAGUGUUGUCAGGUUGCUUUUGAUUGUCAUUAG